This is a messenger RNA of Ailuropoda melanoleuca (giant panda), 4545 nucleotides long. RefSeq names its product phosphorylase kinase regulatory subunit alpha 1 (gene PHKA1). Gene Ontology annotation, molecular function: calmodulin binding. The record is from RefSeq and is a predicted model, not a curated record. The transcript is spliced from 34 exons. Gene Ontology annotation, cellular component: phosphorylase kinase complex. Lineage: Eukaryota; Metazoa; Chordata; Mammalia; Carnivora; Ursidae. The coding region runs from base 363 to 4202 and encodes 1279 amino acids. Gene Ontology annotation, biological process: glycogen metabolic process.
GCCGGGAGUCCCGCGGGAGCGUCUGGGUCUCGGCCGCGUCCGGGAGUUCAGCGGGGGAUGCAGGAUCCUCUCUCGGAGGCUGGACGGGAGGAAGGGUGGCAGAGAGCGACGCCGGGGACAGCUGCGUCAGGGCCCUAGAGCGCGGGAGCGGCGGGCACUUGCUGGCGUGCGGUGGGGCUCCGGAGGCCGCCCGCGCGUGCACGGCCGGCGCUGGGCCUGAGCGGUGGGCGGGCUCUGCCGGGGCCUGGCCCUCGGGCUUCCCACCGCGAGGGCGGAGCUGCAUUGGAGCCUCGGAACUUGGGCAGCCGAGGGCUCCGGUAGUGCGCAGGCUGUUUUUCUGAGGGGAUUGGAAACGUGGCGCGAUGAGGAGCCGGAGUAACUCUGGGGUCCGACUGGAUGGCUACGCUCGGCUGGUGCAUCAGACCAUCCUGUGCCAUCAGAAUCCAGUGACCGGCUUGCUUCCAGCCAGCUAUGAUCAGAAAGAUGCCUGGGUCCGAGAUAAUGUGUACAGUAUCUUGGCUGUGUGGGGUUUGGGCCUGGCUUAUCGGAAGAAUGCAGACCGGGAUGAGGAUAAGGCAAAGGCCUAUGAACUGGAGCAGAGCGUAGUGAAGCUCAUGAGGGGCCUGCUGCACUGCAUGAUCAGACAGGUGGAUAAAGUCGAAUCCUUCAAGUAUAGUCAGAGUACCAAGGAUAGCCUCCAUGCCAAGUACAAUACCAAAACCUGUGCCACUGUAGUGGGUGAUGACCAGUGGGGACACCUGCAGUUGGACGCUACCUCCGUGUACCUGCUGUUCUUAGCACAAAUGACUGCCUCAGGACUUCAUAUCAUCCACAGCCUAGAUGAAGUCAAUUUCAUACAGAACCUUGUGUUUUACAUUGAAGCUGCAUAUAAAACUGCUGACUUCGGGAUAUGGGAACGUGGAGACAAGACCAACCAAGGGAUCUCAGAAUUGAAUGCCAGUUCAGUUGGCAUGGCAAAGGCAGCCCUGGAAGCAUUGGAUGAACUGGACCUGUUUGGUGUGAAAGGUGGGCCCCAGUCAGUUAUCCAUGUCCUGGCUGAUGAAGUGCAGCACUGCCAGUCCAUCCUUAAUUCGAUACUCCCCCGUGCUUCAACAUCCAAAGAGGUCGAUGCUAGUCUGCUUUCAGUUAUUUCCUUCCCAGCCUUUGCAGUAGAGGAUAGCCAGUUGGUAGAGCUCACAAAGCAAGAAAUCAUCACCAAGCUUCAGGGUCGUUAUGGGUGCUGUCGCUUUCUACGAGAUGGAUAUAAAACUCCUAAAGAGGAUCCCAGUCGCCUAUACUACGAACCAUCUGAGCUGAAGUUAUUUGAAAACAUUGAGUGUGAAUGGCCACUGUUCUGGACGUACUUUAUCCUUGAUGGGGUCUUCAGUGGCAAUGCGGAACAGGUUCAAGAAUAUAGAGAGGCUCUUGAAGCAGUCCUCAUCAAGGGCAAAAAUGGAGUCCCACUUUUGCCAGAGCUGUACAGUGUUCCUGCAGACAGGGUUGAUGAAGAAUAUCAAAAUCCUCACACUGUGGACCGAGUCCCCAUGGGCAAGUUGCCUCAUAUGUGGGGUCAGUCUCUGUACAUCUUAGGAAGUUUGAUGGCAGAGGGAUUUUUAGCUCCUGGAGAAGUUGAUCCCCUGAAUCGAAGGUUUUCUACAGUACCAAAGCCAGAUGUUGUGGUUCAAGUUUCCAUUCUAGCCGAGACGGAAGAAAUCAAGGCCAUUUUGAAGGACAAGGGAAUCAGUGUGGAGACCGUUGCUGAGGUAUACCCUAUCAGAGUACAACCAGCCCGUAUUCUCAGCCACAUUUAUUCCAGCCUAGGAUGCAACAGUAGAAUGAAACUCAGUGGACGACCCUACAGGCAUAUGGGAGUCCUUGGAACUUCAAAACUCUAUGACAUUCGGAAGACUGUCUUCACCUUCACUCCACAGUUUAUAGACCAGCAACAGUUCUACCUGGCUCUGGACAACAAGAUGAUAGUAGAAAUGCUUAGAACAGACCUCUCCUACCUCUGUAGCCGCUGGAGGAUGACAGGCCAGCCCACCAUCACCUUCCCCAUCUCACAUACCAUGCUUGAUGAAGAUGGAACCAGCUUGAAUUCAAGUAUCCUAGCAGCACUCCGGAAAAUGCAGGAUGGCUAUUUUGGUGGAGCAAGGAUUCAAACAGGUAAAUUGUCAGAGUUUUUGACAACAUCUUGCUGCACACAUUUGAGUUUCAUGGACCCUGGACCUGAGGGUAAGCUGUACAGUGAAGAUUACGAUGAUAACUACAAUGAGCUGGAAUCUGGAGAUUGGAUGAAUGCCUAUGAUUCAACCCGGAGCGCUCGCUGUGGUGAUGAAGUUGCUCGUUAUUUAGAUCACCUUUUGGCACACACUGCUCCCCAUCCUAAACUAGCCCCCACCUCACAGAAGGGAAGGCUAGAUCGGUUCCGAGCUGCUGUGCAAACAACCUGCAACUUCAUGUCCUUGGUGUCCAAGGCUAAGGAACUGCAUGUACAGAAUGUUCACAUGUAUCUUCCUACAAAGAUAUUUCAGGCUUCCCGGCCUUCAUUCAACUUACUUGACUCACCUCAUGGCCCACGAGAGGACCAGGUUCCCUCCGUUCAUGUAGAAAUCCAUCUUCCUAGAGACCAGUCUGGGGAGGUGGACUUCAAAGCACUGGUUUUACAGUUGAAGGAGACCUCCAGCUUACAGGAGCAAGCUGAUAUCCUUUACAUGCUGUAUAAUAUGAAGUUAUGCAUUUUGGGCAGGAAUACCACUGAAGUCAUGCUGAGUUCUUCUCAGUGUGUCAUAUCAGGAGGGCACUUAGUGUCGAUGAGUCCCAUUGCUGGUUUUAUCACUCAGUUAAGAGGACCUGACUGGGACACUGAAUUAUAUGAUGAAGGGGGUACAACAGUCCGAGAGCUGCUUACUGAACUGUAUGGCAAAGUUGGAGAAAUUCGUCACUGGGGCCUGAUCCGAUAUAUCUCUGGAAUCUUAAGGAAAAAGGUGGAAGCACUUGAUGAGGCUUGUACAGCCCUUCUCUCCCACCAGAAACAUUUGACAGUGGGACUCCCUCCAGAACCUCGAGAGAAGACCAUCUCUGCACCUCUGCCCUAUGAAGUGCUCACUCAGCUGAUAGAUGAAGCCAGUGAAGGGGACAUUAGCAUCUGGAUCCUUACACAGGAAAUAAUGGUAUAUCUAGCCAUGUAUAUGCGCACUCAGCCUGGCCUCUUUGCUGAAAUGUUUCGACUUCGAAUUGGUCUAAUCAUACAAGUUAUGGCAACAGAACUGGCCCACUCCCUUCGAUGUUCAGCUGAGGAAGCCACAGACAGCCUAAUGAAUCUCAGUCCUUCAGCCAUGAAGAACCUCCUGCAUCACAUUCUCAGUGGCAAGGAGUUUGGAGUGGAACGAAGUGUUCGUCCCACUGACUCAAAUGUUAGCCCUGCUAUUUCUAUACACGAGAUUGGUGCUGUUGGGGCAACCAAGACAGAACGAACUGGGAUAAUGCAGUUAAAAAGUGAAAUAAAGCAGGUGGAGUUUCGUAGACUAUCUGUCUCAACUGAGAGUCAGUCCAAUGGUGGUCAUCCCUUGGGUAUAGAUUUGAUGUCACCAUCUUUUCUGUCACCUGGCACACCCAUGGCUUCAAGUAGUGGGUCCUUUCCUAGUACAUAUGGUCGACAGACAUCUAAAGACAAUCGUCAAGGUCAGUGGCAACGCCGAAGAAGGCUAGAUGGAGCACUGAACAGAGUCCCAGUUGGAUUUUAUCAAAAAGUAUGGAAAGUUUUACAGAAGUGUCACGGACUCUCUGUGGAAGGUUUUGUGCUUCCUUCUUCAACCACUAGAGAGAUGACUCCGGGCGAGAUUAAAUUCUCUGUUCAUGUGGAGUCUGUCCUGAAUCGUGUACCUCAGCCCGAGUACCGCCAGCUCCUGGUUGAAGCCAUCCUUGUCCUCACCAUGAUGGCAGAUAUUGAAAUUCAUAGCAUAGGAAGCAUCAUUGCCGUGGAAAAAAUAGUGCAUAUUGCUAAUGACUUGUUCCUUCAAGAACAGAAAACCCUCGGUGCAGAUGACACCAUGUUGGCCAAGGAUCCUGCGUCUGGCAUCUGUACUCUUCUGUAUGACAGUGCACCCAGUGGCAGGUUUGGCACCAUGACCUACCUCUCCAAGGCAGCUGCCACCUACGUGCAGGAGUUCCUGCCCCACAGCAUCUGCGCCAUGCAGUGAGGCCUUUGGGCCCUGGCUGCUGGGAGCCUUUUGACGGCUGGUUCCUGCCUCGGUUGAUUGUGCACGAGACUGAAAUGCGUUGGCCUGAUCACUCCUCCCCCGCCCCUUUCCAUCCCAUCCCACCCAAGAGGAGUGACCUUUUCCAAUAGACGAAUCGCUUUAGAAGUGAACCCUGGCCUGGGGGGAAUAUGCUCCCCCCACCCCGGGGCACUUCAUCGCAGGCCUUAAUUCUUUCACGGUUCCUGAGAGUUUGCGUGUGUUUUUAUCUCUAGAUCUGUUACAGACUUAGUUUUCUAACUACUGUUUGGAGAGCAGGUGUUAAUAAUAACUUACUACUAAAAUU